AUGAUCCUGCUGUCUGGUCUGUUGCUCAUUCUCUGGGGAGAACCGGGUCGGUGCCUGGAAGAGGGAGGAAGCUUUACAUUUCAUGGAGAUUUCCGCCACUUCGCCGUGGCCACCAACACGGUUUACAUCGCUACAGAGGAGAGGCUGUACCAGCUGAGCCACGACCUGACUCUGACCCAGAGUCUGACCCAGAGAGGAAUCUUGAAGGUGGGGCCUGAGUCCGGUGAUGAGCAGUUUUACCGGGUUUCUGAGACGGAUGAAUGGAACGCAACUUUCGGUGUCAACAUUUUAUUGCCGUUUGUUGAGAACAACACUGUGAUCAGCUGCGGUGUGAUCAAGUGCGGCUACUGCGAGCUGCUGGACCUGCAGAACAUUUCCAACGUGCUGUACAGGGAGCACAUCCAGGUGGGGCCCGCAGGGCGCAGCAACGCGUCCGUCGGCUUCCUGGUAGAUGUGGAGAAGACUCGGACCCGGCCCGAGACUUAUAUUCUGACUGCCUUACAGCAACCCGACAAAACCACAGAGACCAGCUGCCUCUCUGAAACAGCUUCUGGGGAGAAUACUAAACCUGUGAUCAUACAUGAAGGCGAGGUGGUGUUUGUGGAUGGAUUUCAAAAGAAUUCAAUCAUUUAUCUUUUCUCCAACGUGCCAUCAGAGGACAAAGGCAACAAAGUCCGUCUCAUUUGGCUUGAGGGAAAAACAAGCAAAGCAGAGACUCUCAGGUCGCUGCGGGGCGCGACUCUCAGUAUCUCUGAUGGUGGUAAAGGCAGCAGACUCGUGGCCUCCUCGGUGAUCCCGGGUGGGCCGCCGGUGCUCUGGAGCGGCGUGUUCAGUGUGGACGGAGGACAAACCGACACCGAGCUGGUAGUGUUUGACGUCAGCCCUGAUCUCACCGGAGCGGCCGAUGCGGAUCCAGACUUCUGCAUCACCUGUCCUGAGAAGUCAAGAUCCACGCCAAAGCCUCUGAAGCCAAAGGCAAUGCUCAUCAGGCAGAACUACAUGACCUCUGUGCUGGCAGUGAGACAGAAGACCUGGAUGGUUUUCUUCACUGGGACAGGAGAUGGGCAGCUCAUUAAGCUCGCUGUGGACACGAACUAUCACACCACCUGUCCCAGGGUGCUCUACAGGGCCAGUGACGACCGCCAAGUGUUCCCCAAAAUACUUCUGGAUCAAGUGGACCGUAAACAUGUCUAUGUGCCAUUUCAAAACCUGAUUAAACGUUUGCCUGUGUCAAAGUGCAACACAAACACAAAUGUGCAGGACUGCUGGUCUGCACAGGAUCCAUACUGUGUCUGGUGUGGCUCUAAAAGAAGUUGCACAUUUGAAGAUGAGUGCCGAAAUUUAGACUGGUUGUCCAUUCCUGAUGACUCCCGUCAACGCAAAAUGGUUUCCUACAGCGUUGUAAAGGACAGCACUGGCCAGAUCACACUUAGCAUCCAGACACACCUGACUGUGGGCCAGAGCGCUCUGUCUAACUUCGCCUGUCAGUUCUCUGCAAGCUCCAGCCAGCUUUGUAGUGCAGCAAACAGUCCUCCACGGUUCCCACAAUGCACCUGCGUCCUUAAAAAAGCACACUUCCUGCUGAAGGCCUGCGUGUCACCGUUAAGAUUAGACUUGGGAUGACACAAUUGUUGGAACGAUUUAAGAUAUCCAACUGCUCUGACAUCAGGGGACCAACGACUCCUGUCCUGUGUCGGCAGUGUAUCGAGGCUGGAUGUGGCUGGAGCACAAACGGCUGCUCCUGGGCAAAUCAAGGAGUGGGGGAUAAAAGUGUUUGCCAAAUGAUGGAGACAGGGAUGAACUUUUCUAGACCGGAGAUCUCCUCCAUCACUCCCAGUGUCGUGUCUUUCUACGGCAGAAACCAUGUGCUGUUGUCCGGUCGUAACCUUAGUGGUGUAACCAGAGUGAGGAUCCAGGCAGACGUGGACUGCACGGCACAAGAAUCUCCUGUAUGGAACAACACUGGUGUGAAUCUGACGUUUCACAUUCCCAGUGACGAAAAUAAAGGCGUGGUCAAAGCAUGUGUUCUCCUCCCAGAUGGUAGUUGCCAUGGCAACGCUAAGAUCACCUACCGCCCCUCACCUUCCUGCACCGCCAUUACACCCAGCAGCACCUGGCUCAGUGGGAAGAGGACGAUCACACUCAUGGGAUCUCACCUGGAGUUUGUGGAAGGGGUCAUGCACAGCCAUGCCCUGCAGGAAGUAAGACUUCCCAGAAACAGCAGCUAUCAGGUGGGACUCUCUCCACACACACACAC
Molecule: messenger RNA, 2257 nt
Organism: Micropterus salmoides (largemouth bass)
Lineage: Eukaryota; Metazoa; Chordata; Actinopteri; Centrarchiformes; Centrarchidae
Product: plexin-C1-like
Exons: 13
Coding region: 1-1623 (540 amino acids)
Biological process (GO): semaphorin-plexin signaling pathway involved in axon guidance; regulation of cell shape; negative regulation of cell adhesion
Cellular component (GO): semaphorin receptor complex
Molecular function (GO): semaphorin receptor activity; protein binding
Source: RefSeq, a predicted model, not a curated record